AUGGAGACGUCUCCAUUCCCGUCCUUCCCAUGUCCUUCCCGGUCCUCCACCGUUCCCCACCGCCAGUCCGCGCAGCACGUGGAGUCGCUGCGGUCGGAAGUGGACGUGCUGCUGGCAGUGCGCGGGCUGCCGUGCGUGGUGCGCGUGGAGCAGGUGGUGGAGGAGCCGCACGCCGUGCACGUGGUGAUGGAGGCGUGCGGGCAGGGCGACCUGUUCGACUACAUCGCGCACUUCAACGGCAUGCCCGAGCCCCACGCCACCUGCCUCUUCAGGCAGAUAGUGGUGGCAGUGGCGGGCUGUCACAGCCUUGGCAUCAUACAUCGGGACAUCAAGCCGGAAAACAUCUUCCUCUCCCUCAACCCUGCUGCACCUGCACCUGCUCCUGCUGCUGCUCAGACAACCUCUCCCAAUGCUUGCACCAACGCCAGCACUGCUGCUUCUGCUGCUGCUGCUGCUGCUGCUUCUGCUGCUGCUGUUGCUGUUCCUGCUUCUCCUGCUCCAGCCGCCCCGCCCGUUCCUCCCACCAGUCUCCUCAUGAGGCUCGGCGAUUUCGGCCUCGCUCUGUUCCUGCACACCCAGCCUGGCGCCGAGGCUCGGGGGAGGGUCGGCAGCUCGUACUACAUGGCUCCAGAGGUGGUUCGGGGCGGCAGGUACGGGCUGCCAGCAGACGUGUGGAGCCUUGGGGUCAUCCUCUACAUCAUGCUCUCAGGCUUCGUGCCGUUCUGGGGAGGCACGUCGCUGCAGACCUUCGAGGCCAUCUGCUCGGGCCGCCUCGACCUCUCCUCGCCCGCCUGCCUCGCCCUCUCGCCCGCCGCCAAGGCCCUCCUCCGCGCCAUGCUCUCCCUCGACCCCGCUGCCCGCCCCACAGCCCACCAAGUCCUCUCCCACCCCUGGCUAUCGGUCAACAAGACGGCUGUUGAGGCACCUCAGAAGUCAAAUUUCGGCCAUCCGUGGGUGUCGGAACACGUGGACUUUGAGACGCCGCAGAACCCCGUGAAGCCAGACCUGGGGAAGGGGUUGGUUGAGACUAGUGCUGGGAAGGGCGUGAGUGACAUGGGCCUGGGGAAGGGCUUGGUGGAUCGUGGCGGUGUGCUGGCGUUAGAUGCCUGGCCGGAUUUACCCUCAGAUGAGGGAGGUGCAUCAGAUGAGGGAGGUGCAUCAGUGUGUGCAGAGAAGCUUAGUGGUGAUGAUGGGGAGAGUUGUGGGGACGGGCGAGAGAGGAAGAGGGCUAGGAGGGUUGCGUGGGACGCAUGUGGGUUUACUGGAGAGUCAGUGCCGCCCCCUGUGUGUGUGGUUGAGGGGUGGGCGGUGGAAGAGGAGGAAAGGGAGGGGAAGAUACUUAGGAAGGAGGAAGAGGAGGCUAGGGAGACGGGGGAAAGCGGGGAUGGGGAGAAGCGAAAAGGCGGAGACUGGGAGAAUGGGCAACGGGAGAAAGAGAACGAGAUGGGUUGUCGACAAGGGAAGGAAACAUUUGAAGAGCUUCUGCAGCAGGAGCAGCAACUACAGCAGAGACAACAGCAGCAGCAGCAACAGCAGCUUCAGAGGGAGCAAUGCAAAGGAGAGGAGGCAGAGGAGGCACGAAAGGGAGAGAUGGGACAAGCAGUGGCUUUUCACAAGCUGCAGCAGCAGCUGUUGGAAUUACACCGGCUGGAACAAGCAGAGCGGGAGGGGGGACGGCAGCAGCAGCAACAGAGCAGGCAGAGACCAGGUAGUGCUAAGCGCGAGUGGAAAGCCAGUGCUUAG
Molecule: messenger RNA, 1743 nt
Organism: Closterium sp. Naga37s-1
Lineage: Eukaryota; Viridiplantae; Streptophyta; Zygnematophyceae; Desmidiales; Closteriaceae
Source: the annotation of a GenBank genome assembly